Messenger RNA from Oncorhynchus gorbuscha (pink salmon), 5143 nucleotides. RefSeq names its product kinesin-like protein KIFC3. Bases 659 to 3478 code for a protein of 939 amino acids. The transcript is spliced from 22 exons. The record is from RefSeq and is a predicted model, not a curated record. Gene Ontology annotation, molecular function: microtubule motor activity; microtubule binding; ATP binding. Gene Ontology annotation, biological process: microtubule-based movement. Lineage: Eukaryota; Metazoa; Chordata; Actinopteri; Salmoniformes; Salmonidae.
AUCCACAUUUACUGGAUUGGUGGAACAAGGCAGAAGAUAACCGUCUGCGACCUUGUAAAUAUCAUUGGUCAAAUAAUGACCUCGGUCAUUGGGAAAGUUGAAUCUCUUUCGAAAGAUAUCCAAGUUCCCGACUUGGAAUUCCGACGUGGAUUACCGUUCAAAACUAUUUUCCCAUUCUGAGCUUGUCUUUUCCCGAGUACAUAGUUGUCUUGAACGCACUUAAGUCAGAAGUCUGAGAUUUACGAGUUGGUUUGAACGCGACAAUGUCUGACCUACGUCACAGUCUCUGAAGCGCUGUCAGCUGGUGAAUUCCACUCCAAAUCGCGAGGAGACUUGACUUUGGGCCGUAGCCGAAAAAAAAAAAAAACUUAACGGAAAUAUUUGCUCCACUGAACUCUGGAUAGGCUACUUCAGGGUUUUGGACUCUACAACACAGUCCAACCGCUUUUUGAUUGAGACUCUUGAUGUUGAUUUAUUUGGUCAAUUCGGGAAAUUUACGGAUAAAAUAACAAGGCGAGGUUUCGCGUGUUGGACCGAGAGCCGGUCCAGAGACCCAGUGCUCUGCUCAGCCCUGCGGUCAUGUUCGGAACAAGAAAGACCUGGGACCUUGGCCACACCCCCUGUCUGCAGGAGCUCUGGAAGAAAGACGUCUCAUUGGAUGCGAGCUCUGUGGACUUUUUUGAGUGAUGGUGAGGAGGACUGCUCCUUCCUGUCUCUACCCGCAGCCGCUUUCCCACAACACACCGCUCUGACCACUACUGACCAAUUAGAAACCAGCCAGCACAACCACGACCAACAGCUACUCAUACAGAAGGUCACCUGGUCCUGUUCCUGGACAUCUGCCUAUGAGAAAGUGUGCGAGUUCCAGGCGCGUCUGCGACGCGAGGAAGCUUCCCGGUGUCUGCAGCUGCAGAGACUGCAGCAGAGUCACGAACAGAGUCCGCAGGAGAAGACUAACGUCAUACACACUCGACAAGAGGAGCUGCACACAGCCCUGCCAAACGGUGUUCGGGCAGUGCAGAGGCUGGGUGAGCCACAGGAGCAUCAGCAGCACAGCAUCCGUCUCAUUCAGGAAGGAGAGCAGCUCAUCGCAGCGCUGCGCACACAGGUGGGGGAGCUGGAGGAGAAGCUACUAGACCAGAACCAGGAGGUGGAGAGACUGCGCUCGGAGCUGGGGGCGACCGACCUGGAGAAGCACCUGGAGCUGCUGGUGGUCGAGAACGAGCGGCUGAAGCAGGAGCUGAAGGCAUGCAAGACCUCACUGCUCCAGGAGCCUCCUCCACCGGCCUGUACAACCACUGACUGCCCCCACAGCCAGGAUGCGGAGGCCCUGCGUGAAGCGGUGUCUCGCUGGGAGAACCAGGCCAGACCGAGGCAGAAGAGGCUGGCUGAAUUGGAGCAGCAGGUCCUGGAGAAGGCCAGCAGGGUGGAGACGCUCAGCCGACAGCUGGAGGAGUCCAAGCGCCACACGGGGGAGAUGCAGAGGCAACUGGAGGAGUCUAAGUGUCAGCAGGGGGAGGUGGAGCAGCAGCUGAGUGUGCGGCUCAGAGAUUGUGAGGAGGAGCUGGUCAAACAGGCCACCCGGCCCCAUCAGGUCAAGUAUGUGACUGAGAUAGUGGAGGUGGAGUCGUCAGACUCUCAGCAGGCCGUAGCCGAGGCCCAGGCCAAGGGUGUCGCCCUGCAGGAGCAGCUAUCACUGCAGAGACAGCUGCUCCGAGAGCUGGAGACACAGUUGCACGAUUCCCAGAGGACCAGCUCCCAGCUCCGAGCUCAGCUGCGUGCGGACCGUGGCCGUAUCUGCGGCCUGCUCUCCAAGGCCGUCGGAAGGGGCAAUGGCGCGGUCAUUUGCAGGUUGUCUAAGAUCCUGGUGUACGAGGGGGAGAUGGAGCGGGCCCAGGGCCAGUUAGAGGCUGAAAUGCAGAACCUGGAGGAGGAGAAGAACAGGGUGAUAGAGGAGGCCUUCAUCAGGGCCGAAAGUGAGAUGAAGGCCGUGCAUGAGAACCUGGCAGGGGUGCGUAUGAACCUGUUGACCCUGCAGCCAGCCCUGCGUACUCUCACCUGUGACUACAACUGUCUGAAGAGACAGGUUCAGGACUUCCCCUUCAUGCUGGAGAAGGCCAUCACCGAGGCCAAGCAGGAGAUCUGCCAGGUGAUAGGCGAGGUGAGCAGUGCCAACCAAGAGCUGCUGAGGAAGUACAAGAGAGAGAUGAACCUGAGGAAGAAGUGUCACAACGAGUUGGUGCGCAUCAAAGGUAACAUCAGGGUGUUCUGUCGGGUGCGGCCGGUGUGCCAGGGGGAGCAUGAUUCUGCCGAAAACAUGGUCAGCUUUGACCCAGACGACGAUGCCCUUCUCUAUCUUUCCAACAAGGUCAAACUGAUGACCUUUGAACUGGACAAGGUGUUCCACCCUCAGGCCACACAGGAAGAGGUGUUCCAGGAGGUCCAGUCCCUGGUGACGUCCUGUAUUGAUGGCUUUAACGUGUGCAUCUUCGCCUACGGACAGACGGGCUCAGGAAAGACCUACACCAUGGAGGGUGUGGCCAAGGACCCGGGCAUUAACCAAAGGGCUCUCAGACUGCUGUUCUCUGAGGUGACUGAGAAAGCGCCCGACUGGGACUUCAAGAUCACUGUUAGCAUGGUGGAGAUCUACAACGAGACCCUACGGAACCUUUUGGGGGACAUCCAGGGUGAGAAGCUGGACAUCAAGAUGAACCCGGACGGUAGCGGUCAGCUCUAUGUGCCAGGCCUCACGGAGUUCACUGUCCAGAGCCCUGAGGACAUCAACAGGGUGUUUGAGCUGGGUCACAUGAAUAGGGCCACAGCCUGCACCAAUCUGAACGAACACAGCUCCCGCUCUCACGCCCUCCUCAUCAUCACCGUAGCAGGCGUCAACAUCUCCACCGGGCACCGCACGCAAGGUAAGCUGAACCUGGUUGACCUGGCUGGCUCAGAGCGGAUUGCUAAAUCUGGGGCAGAGGGCAGCCGUCUGCGAGAGGCCCAGUGCAUCAACAAGUCCCUGUCGGCCCUUGGUGAUGUCAUCAAUGCGUUACGGAGCCGACACUCCCACGUGCCCUUUAGGAACUCCCGGCUCACCUACCUGCUGUCUGACUCACUGAGCGGGGACAGCAAGACCCUGAUGAUGGUGCAGGUGUCUCCCCUGGUCAGUAACAUGAGUGAGUCUGUGUGCUCUCUGAAGUUUGCCCAGCGGGUACGGACCAUCGAGCUGGGCAAUGCCACCAGGAGACAGUGGGAGAAUUCCUCCACCUCCUCCUCGCCCACCCACGACAGUGUGGAGCUGGACUCUCCCCCGGUGACUCCCGUGCCCCUCCCCAUCUCUCGGGCCAGCAGUGCCGGCUCCACCCUCUCUGCCUCCUCCAAAACCCCCACCACACGACGGAGGUCUCAGUCCCAGCUCUCUACAGACAGGCUGUUAGGCAGAGCCAUCCCAUUGGUGGGGGACUGUGGGCAGGACGACUGAAACUGUCUGUCUGAAGGCUCCAAUGGAUUCAGAAUGAAACCGGACCCUGAUCCAGUCAGCCAUUGGGCCAUCUGAACAGGAGGGUGUUAACCAGCACCUUGACCCACCAAUAGAAAGUCUCUGCUUUGGGAACAACCUAUCCACUAUCAGCCCUGUCUCCUUCUGCUGAUCUCACUCAGCCAAUGGGUGAGAGCAACUGGACGAGGCAAAUUAUCAGAUCUGACCAAUCGAACGGUGACAUUUUAAUUUGAAGAGCAGAGGGAUAAAGAGGGGGAUAUGAACUUUGACCCUCGUGGAUGGCCGCCUCAUGCUGCAUACCGAGACUCAGUCCCAAUGCUCUCCAGUUCUCAAUUUCUUCAUUUCCACUGAUAGCUGAAAGGAAUCAAUAGGUGUUCAUUUUAGCCAGGACUGUUGUACAGCCCCCCAUAUCUUAACUACGUGCCCUCGUCUAUACCCCUGAAGGAACACAACACACCAGACUUCCACACCUGACUAGGGGCCAAAUGGGAGGAGCACCUGAGAGUAACACAGGCCCGUGUCCAAAAAACAACUCUCUCAUAAAGAAACUCUUUACCCCUCACAGCCCAGAACAACUCCACACCACCUUUCACUCCUUCCCUUUGACCCUUAAACUGAGCCUGUGAUCUAUUCUCCCAUUGGCCAAUGGACUUCCUCAAAAUAAUGCCACACCCACACCCCUAGUGCUAACUAGUCCCAUCAUCCACUAACAGUAUAGCCCUUCUAAUCACAGUAUUUCUGGGUAAAAAUGCACUUUAAACAAGGCUGUUACCUUCUUGAUGUGUUUUAUAACAAUGCUCCAGUUACAGAUUAUGAUAAUAUGCAUAUACAGUAUAUGUGUGUUUUGAGAUGUUUUAAUCCCUUAAAUCUCCUUUGGUUGUUUUUUUUUGUUUUUUUUACGAGGAUUCCAUCCUGGUCUCCUUCUACACUUUCUCCCCCUCAUCCAAUCAGGGUACUCCACAUACAUGUUACUGUGGAGUACCCUGAGUACCCAAUAAGACGCAAGCAAUAGAGAUGUGAGUGCAGAGAGAGGUUAACUUCCUGUGUAGCCGUUUGUGUUUUAGAGGGCAAUACAGAGCUGCCUUAGCACUGCAUGGAAAUGUUCAUGUUAUCGUGUUUCUUGUACCGAGCGAAUAAAGCUAGACCGAUUCAAACGCCAUUCCUGUUAUUGGAUGCUGCCGGUUGGAGUUGCCCAGAGGCACAUUUCUAGGAUCAGAUUAUUCAAUAGGGACACAACACAAAACUGACCCUAGAUCUGCAUCCAGGACAGCUUUAUCCUACUCCCUAUGGCUGACCACAGGCAGCAAAUGACAACAGAUCGCCUCACGGAGCAGACACAUAUGUAGCUACAGAAAUUACUGCCCCUGCGGGAGUGAUUAAGCUUGUGAACUGUUUUUCAAAAUGCAUCCAGUGUAAAUAGGAAUGCUUAGUACAUUUGAUCAGCUGAUCGAUCAAUACAUAUCGGCUGUGCUUCUUCAAUGUUAAACCAAUGUUCCCUUCAUGUCCAAGGAACAUUGAGGACACGCUGCAUCAUGUUGGUUGUUGAUGGGUAUCUUUGCUUGCUUUUGUCUUCGUUGUAGCUGCCGUAGGUUUCUACAGUCUUGUUUUUGUACACCCUUUUUAAUAAACACUCGAUACCAAAUGGAA